UCUACACUCUACCCUUCCCAAAGGAGGACGACCUUAGUGCAGGCUGUACAGAUAUGGACGCCAUGUUUUCUCGCCUUCCCUUUCUGAUAAUCAUUCUCUCUUUAUUUGCAGGGAGAAGCAUUGCAGAAAAGGCUAGGGCGCUCUUUGUAUUCGGAGACUCUUACGCCGACACAGGAAAUAAAGAUCCAUACAAUCAAAGUAUAAACCAGCCAUGGAGAAGACCAUACGGUUUGACCUGGCUUGGCUAUCCCGCAGGCAGAUUUUCUUCUGGCAAAAUCUAGAGAGACUUUUGGGAUAAACCAAUCUUCCACUCACAAACGGUCAAAUAUCAGGUGUUAAGGGCUUAUCUAUGUGUGGUUGUGGUGUGUGCAGGAGAUAUUUUAGGGCUUCCCGUUCCCAUAGCUUAUGAGCUGCUGAGAAGUCACGACUGUAAAGCAACUGCAAAGAAGAUUAGAAAAGGAGUGAAUUUUGCAGUUGGAGGCAGUGGAAUAUUUCAAGCCUACGGUUUCAUAACAGUAGCACAACAGGUGAAGCAGUUUAAGAAACUGAUAGCAGGAAGUCACGGGUUCGAUUCUCGCAAGCUCUCGCGGUCUGUAGUUCUUAUCUCUGUGGCUGGCAACGACUACGGUACAUUCCUUUCUAGUAGAAACGGCUCCAUUCAGGUAAUUCAAAAUCUAAGGCCUCUCUUCGCCUGCAAAAACUUCAGAACAUUUAUAUUUUGCAACUUUGUGAGCUUAAUACAGGGAGUGAUCGAUCUGGUGAAACCUGUGGUAAGUGGGACAAUCGACGCUGUGAAAGAGCUGUAUGAAAGCGGACUUAGGAAUUUUGCGGUGAGUAAUAUUGGUCCGUUUGGGUGCGGGCCUCAGAUCGGCAAAGCAUCCUGUGAUUCAAACUACGAUGACUUUGUAGCCCUUCAUACAAAAUAAUUAAGAGAGGGCGUAGAAACCCUCAUAUCGGAUCUCAAGGAAUUGUCCAUCAUAAUUUCAGAUUUGGUGUCUGCGGUUAAUCAUAUAUUCUCCAGUCCUGAACAAUUCGGUUUUAUGGAUUUGUUCGUCCCUUGCUGUGCUAUAAAAGGUGGUGUUGAAAUGUGUGGAGAGGUAGACGAAAUAGGAAAGCCUUUAUUUGAAGUGUGUUCUAACGUUAAAGAAAAGUU
This is a messenger RNA of Cryptomeria japonica (Japanese cedar), 1153 nucleotides long. Its product is annotated as GDSL esterase/lipase At5g03610. The record is from RefSeq and is a predicted model, not a curated record. NCBI's taxonomy places the organism in Eukaryota, Viridiplantae, Streptophyta, Pinopsida, Cupressales, Cupressaceae. The transcript has 3 exons. Gene Ontology annotation, molecular function: hydrolase activity, acting on ester bonds.